GUAGCUCCUUCAUCUGUUUCCUACAACGUAGCUCCUGUGGACCCUGUUCAGUCUCAGUAUCACGCUCAGGAUGAGAUCGGUCAGUACUCCUUCGGUUACGCCGGCGGUGCAUCUUCACGCGCUGAGUCUCGCGAUGCCUUCGGUGUUGUCCGUGGUUCGUACAACUGGGGCUCUGAGGGAAAGGUUCAGACUCAGCACUACGUGGCUGACGCCCUUGGCUUCCGUGCGUCCGGCACCAACCUUCCCGUGGCUCCCGACGCCCCUCUGGCCGCCCUCCCCGGCCCCGUCCUGAACCCGUCCAGGACACUGCUGAGGUAGUCGCCGCCAAGCUCGCCCAUUUCCAGGCCUACAACGAAGCCGCCGCCGCCGCCGCUGCCGCCCCAGACAC
This is a messenger RNA of Penaeus vannamei (Pacific white shrimp), 388 nucleotides long. NCBI's taxonomy places the organism in Eukaryota, Metazoa, Arthropoda, Malacostraca, Decapoda, Penaeidae. The record is from RefSeq and is a predicted model, not a curated record.